Messenger RNA from Uloborus diversus, 1215 nucleotides. RefSeq names its product etoposide-induced protein 2.4 homolog (gene tank). The transcript has a single exon. Lineage: Eukaryota; Metazoa; Arthropoda; Arachnida; Araneae; Uloboridae. Gene Ontology annotation, cellular component: endoplasmic reticulum. Bases 44 to 949 code for a protein of 301 amino acids. The record is from RefSeq and is a predicted model, not a curated record. Gene Ontology annotation, biological process: macroautophagy.
UGUAGUGUAAUAUUUUUUAUUAGGUAAGCUAACGUUUAACAUCAUGAAUAGCUUUAAAAAAGCUGGCGUACUAAUAUUGCUUGGUGUUAAGGACUGUAUAUCCGGAAUAGCAACAUUGAAACAUUUUUGGUCCGAUGAAAAACACUCCAAAAAGGAAAGAAAUACUCCGAAAUCAAAAAAGAAGCCAGAUGAACAUGAUGGCGUGUUUGAUGUGCUGAUGAAAUGUUUUGUUUUUGGUGCGUUGUUUUACUCUUCCAUCAAGUUUUACGAAAAAAUGAUGCUUGAAUAUGGAUUGCAGUAUUUGGAGUCAGUAGUUGAAUUUGAUUAUGUAGCUGGCAUUAGAUUUCUUUAUUACAUCUUAAAUUGUAUACUGUUUUUCUCGUGGAUCCUACCCUUAUUUAUUGUGAGCAGAUUGUUAAACUAUGCAUGGUAUCAAGAGAUAGCUGAUCUAACAUUUGAAAGUACAAAAGGGAAGAAAAACACCAGCUUCGGGUUCAGUUUUUCAUUGGCUGAUCAAUUUACCAGCAUUUUCAUACAAGUAUUUUUCCUUGCCCAAGGAUAUGCCAUUAUAAGCAUGCCUAUACCAUUUGCAGUUAAGCAAUUACUGUCUGUAUUGCAUCUCUCCAUCUUGUAUUCCUUGUAUGCUUUUGAAUAUAAAUGGGUACAAGAAGGUUUGCCACUUAAUAAGCGACUUUCAUACAUUGAGAAGAGAUGGCCGUACUUUAUUGGAUUUGGAUUGCCGUUGGCUAUUUUGACAUCUUGCGUCAGUACAUACUUGGAAAGCAUAAUUGUCUUUUCUACAUUUUUUCCUAUGUACGUGUUCAGCAGCACUGUUGUUUUGGACAGUAAAAUAGAGAAAUAUUGUAAGACAAUGCCUAUUUUCAAACUAUCUGAGUUAACUACUGAAUUUAUUAUUAAGUAUGUGCUACCUAUUUUUUUUAGCUUCUGAACAGCAAAUUCUUUGGCAAUUUAGUACUGAAAUUGUAUAUAUGUUUUCUCAUUUAAGUAUCUCAAUUCAUUCUGUGAUAUAAGUCAUUGUAUGCUCAUUUAUUAAGAAUGUGUCAACUAAUAAUUAGACAAUAAAGCCUUGAAAUAAUAAUCUUCUUGCAAACAUACAAUUCAUUGGAGAGCCUAUUGAAUGAAAGCCUGUUUAUAAUGAAGUUAACACAUUUUUGUGACCCCUAACUUUAAAAACAGUUCUUGAACUUGAAUAUG